Molecule: messenger RNA, 1509 nt
Organism: Penicillium hordei
Lineage: Eukaryota; Fungi; Ascomycota; Eurotiomycetes; Eurotiales; Aspergillaceae
Product: ankyrin repeat domain-containing protein
Exons: 3
Coding region: 1-1509 (502 amino acids)
Molecular function (GO): protein binding
Source: RefSeq, a predicted model, not a curated record
AUGAGUCUCCUAGAUCUGCCACUUGAGAUUAUCCACCUUAUUUUCCAGUCCAUACCCGACCAAUGGGGUCUCUAUAGUCUCUCUGUCCUACAAGACCCCAACUUUGACCCUAAUCCACGGGGUUUCUCCCUUGACCUGUGGUCUCUUAACUCUUUUGUCCAAACAUGCAAAACGCUAUACGUGUCUCUGAACCCCUUCCUCUAUCAGGAGGAUGCUGAGUUUUACUCCAACCGUGCCCUGCGAUGGGGCAGCAGAAAGUGGCAACCUAGCAACUGCGCGGCUCUCACUCAAAGCGAAGCUCCCAGAGGAAAGAUACCACAAAAGAUGGGAGUACUUCAUGGUAUCGAUCCCAAUCGGGUUGCAUACUGGGAUACUGAGGUGGUCGACGGCGGGGAUUCGAACAAUCUAAGUAUCAAUCUGCUCGAGGAAGCCACGUACGGGGGCUCUGUGCCAAUCCUUGAAUUAUUACUUGAUCAUGGGGCGGUUACUGACCAUAUAACAUUCAUGUCCAUGCUGCGACACGCAGCGGGAAAGGGACACCUUGCUAUUCCCAAGCUUCUUAUGGAGAAUGGCUGUGGUCUUGGAUCGAUCGAUCCUGCGGAACAUCACGACGCUCUAUGCAGAGCAAUCGAGACAGGAUCUACCAGUGUGCCGCCAGGUCGGUCGUCUAUGGCUCUCGCUGCUUAUAUGCCCGACCCGGAGAUAGUCAAGAUGCUAAUUGCCCAUGGAGCGAAACCAUUUCCCGAGGAACCGGUCGGCACCAAUGUCCUCCCAUUGGUAAAUGCUGCCAGCGUGAAGAAUUAUGCAGUGGCUCAGCUCCUCCGUGAAUCCAUCGACCUGGAGGAGAUGAUCAGAUCGAGAGGCCAGAACCAAGAAUUGCUUUUGUUGGUCGCUGCUGCCUGUGGAUGGGAUGACAUGGUACGACAACUCCUCGACCAGGGCUGUCCGGUGGAUACAAAGGUACGGAAUUCGUACUCUUUUAAUUCAACCAGUAAGCCCGACAUCGACAAGCAGCAUCUCCCGGCUAUAUCGCUCGCGGCCGAUCGAGGUCACUACAGCACUGUGCAGCUACUGCUUUCCUAUAAUGCAAACUACAAUCCCCCCUGGAGAUAUGAAGAACCCUUUCCACUUCUCCAUGCAGUGGCCUCAGGACACCUGGAUAUUGUGGAGCUUCUCCUCGAUCACGGUGCAGAACCGAAUGGUAUAGGACGAUGGUAUGACCGGAGCAAAGAUAUUGGUGACCUACCGUGCAUUUAUUGGGCUUUGGGACAUCCGGAGAUCUUCCGCUUUCUGCUUGACCGAGGCGCGGAUCUAUUGGUGCCAGCAGUAGAAGCCAGCAUCCAGAUCGACCGGAGUCUACAUGGGAUUAUCUCAAUCAGUCAUGAGUUUGAGAGCGGAGGGCGAGCACCCACAAGCACACUUAUCAUCCAAGAGGCUCUCAAAAAUGGUUGUAUCGAAAUAGUUCAAAUCCUCCUGGAAAGAGGCAUACCAUUACAAACCCCUGGAUAA